This is a messenger RNA of Microthlaspi erraticum, 1185 nucleotides long. Lineage: Eukaryota; Viridiplantae; Streptophyta; Magnoliopsida; Brassicales; Brassicaceae. The record is from the annotation of a GenBank genome assembly.
AUGGCAGAGAUACAGACAAAUGGAAGGGCGUAUGAGUCACUAUUGGAAAAGGUUCUUUCGAUGAACAUUCUUUCCUCUGACUAUUUCAAAGAGCUAUAUGGUUUAAAGACUUAUCAUGAGGUAGUUGAUGAAAUCUACAACCAAGUUAAUCACGUGGAGCCAUGGAUGGGUGGAAACUGCCGUGGUCCUUCGACAGCGUAUUGUCUCCUGUACAAAUUCUUUACCAUGAAAGUUACAGUGAAGCAGAUGCAUGGGCUGUUGAAGCACACUGAUUCUCCUUAUAUUAGAGCGGUUGGAUUCUUAUAUUUAAGAUAUGUUGCAGAUGCAAAGACGUUGUGGACAUGGUACGAACCAUACAUUAAAGAUGAUGAGGAGUUUGCACCAGGAUCAAAUGGACGAAUGACAACAAUGGGUGUUUAUGUACGUGAUUUGCUUCUUGGACUGUACUACUUUGAUACUCUGUUUCCACGCAUUCCUGUUCCUGUCAUGCGCCAGAUUACAUCAAACCUUGAGAAGAUGAAUUUACCAACGAAACCAUCUGGUUCAACAGGAGACAUGACUCGUGGCUCUGAAGACACUGCUCGUCGUCCACCAUCAGUAAAAGCAUCACUCUCUGUUUCAUUUGGCCAGCGUGCACCUCACCGUGCUUCCACCAGAGGCUCCUCUCCUGUUCGCCGUCCUCCACCUUCUGGAUAUGACAGAAAUGGAGGCGAUGAACCACAACAGCGCUCCCCACGUAGGAGUCAGAGCCGAGACUAUUCUGACAGAGACUCAGAUAGACAACGGGAAAGAGAGAGAGACAGAGACAGGGAGAGGGAGAGGGAGAGAGAUAGAUACAGAGAAAGGGAGAGGGAUUAUGGUAAUGAUAGGAGAUCGAGGCGUGACUAUGAAGGUAGAAGCAGACGCAGUGAUUAUGACGAUGAUAGAAGCAGACAUGACCGGAGAAGCAGGAGCAGGAGCAGAAGUAGAAGCAGGAGUGUGCAGAUUGAGCGUGAGCCGACUCCAAAGAGAGAUAUUAGCAGCAGCAACAAGGAGAAAUCGGCUGUGACCAUGAACAGCAAUCUUGCAAAGCUAAAAGAUCUAUAUGGAGAUGCGAGUAAUCAGAAAGGCGAUGAGGGGAUUGGAACAAGGAGGGAUUCAAGUUCAGAAGAAGUGAUUAAGCUUGGUGGUUCUUCUUGGAGGUGA